AGUCAGCAACUCACAAGGAAAACCGUCAGUCACUGUCACAAGGAUUGGGGUAUACACAUACAUACAUGGCUUUGAGUUGCCAUGGGCAACCCAAAAAAAAAAGUAUUCAACUUUAGUUUUUCCUUCGAUAAGAAUUGAAUAAAAACACACCAAAAAAGUUUGUGCCACAAAAAAAAGAGGAGAACAUUUCGCCAUAAGCAAAUUAAAAUAAAAAAAACUAAGAAGCAGAAGCAGUCGAAAAAGAAGAAGAAAAAGCAAUUUGUUUCAAACUGCAGAACAGUCAAUGGAGCCAGUCAAUGAAGUCAUUUGUAAUGGUCGUACAAUAGUUUUGCCCACCCUGGAAGUUGUUAAGACCAUACCCACAAUGUCGGCCGGUACCAAUGUCGAUUGGCUGUUGCACAUCUAUUUCGCCCGACGAGAUUUUGGACGCUGCAAGAGAUUAAUUGAACGUGAGCUGUAUCGACACUUGAAUCCUGAAUAUCUGUACUUUGUUAACGGUCUAAUUAAACGUGAGGAGGGCAAUAACAUUGAAGCUUUGCGUAACCUACAAAAGGCCUUGGAUUUGAAUAAUAAAAACAUUGAAAUUUACAAGGAAAUCGGGAAGACACUUUUUACAAUGGGCCGCUACAAUCAAUCCUUGGCCAUCUUUCGCGACGCCGAAGAAUUGUCCACACGCCUGGAUCAUGAAAUAUUCCACUUUAUAGGCGAGCUACUACUACGCUCGGCAGCCUCACGCAACGAAUGGGAAAUGGCCCAGAAGGAGGAACAAGAAGCCAAAGUGUAUUUCCAGAAAGCUGUACAAACUGGCAAGAAAAUCGAAAGUUUUCAGCGCCUGGCGGAAAUUCUGCGCAAGGAGAAGCAAUAUCACAAGGCAAUAGAGGUGCUGGAAUCGUGUCUAUUAUUGUCACCUGAAAACACCGAUGUUUUGACGGAAAUUGGAGUUCUUUAUUUGAAAUUGAAUGAAACGCAGAAGGCAUUCGACCGGUUGCUGGAGGUCAUUCAGUUCGACAGGAAUUGCCUGAGAGGUCUGAUGGCAUUUGGUGCCAUACUGCAGUCACGCAACGACAUCGAUGCCGCUUUGGGAAAAUACAAGGAAAUCGCUGCCAUCCAGCCGAACAUCGCCGAGCUGUGGAAUAAUAUUGGAUUGUGUUUUUUCAAGAAGCAGAAAUUAAUUGUGGGAAUUUCAUCGCUGCGUAAAGCCAUAUGGUUAUCUCCCUUAAACUACAAUGCCUUGUACAAUUUAAGUUUGAUUUAUAUAACAGCUCAGCAGUAUGCCAGUGCGUUCCACACAUUGGCGGCGGCCAUAAACUUGCGCAAGGAUAAUGCCGACUGUUAUAUGUUAUUGGGUAUAUGUCUACGCAAACUUGAGGAUUUUGAUAAUGCCUAUACCGCAUUUGAACGUGCCAGCAACAUAUCUCUGGGUCGUACAUCUAAUCCAACAGCUGGAAAUGUAACGAAAAUGGGGGACAACGAAAACGGAACUGCUGGUCGUGGGGGAGGAAAUGGUGGCGCCGCCACCGCUGCAUCAUCAUCGUCCCGAAAUCCUUUGAUUCAUUUAAAUUUCGCCCUGUUCUGCUACGAAACUGGACGCCUGGCCAUGGCCAAUGAACAAUACAAUCGUUUCGUCAGCUCGGCCCAGGACCUGGUGGCACUGCCAACCGAAUACAAAUACCAUGGCACCAAACUGAAAUCCUUGCUGAAAAUCUCUUCAUCCUCGGUCAGCAGUCAUAUUUUAAGUUCUGAGACUGAUGUGGUUGCUGCUGGUGGUGCUUCUGGUGCACCAUUCAAUCCGAAAAUCGAGGGAGAUUAUCCUGCACCAGCCCGCCGACCCCAAGAUAAUACCCUGCACAAUUAUGCAAAUGAUUCACAACUACAGCACCAUCCUGCAGGCGAAGAUAUCAGAGACUAUCACGAUUACAACUACCAGGCGGAAAACCAAAUGCAAUCGAACGAAAUGCCAUUGGAAGUGAAUGCUGUGGUCAACAACGAAGAAUGAAAUGAGUUCACCACUUGGAUAUCUGGCGGUGGUAUGUCCAUAGCAAAUACGGGUUGGUGGUGCGAUGUUCAAAACGAUAGACUGGGUUGUUUUUGUGAAUUUGCGGCAUCCAGUGUUCGUGAUUGAAUCCAUUAACAUUUGGAACUCCCUUGAUGCCAAUGAAUACCAGAGCUGAGCUGAAUUUAACUGAACUGAACUGACUUGCUGGCAUAUUGAUUCUAAACUGAUUUUGAAACUAUUAAAUUGAGUUUAUUAUAUAUUUUUUUGUUGUUGAACAAAAUUCUAUUAAAACUGUUA
Molecule: messenger RNA, 2293 nt
Organism: Musca domestica (house fly)
Lineage: Eukaryota; Metazoa; Arthropoda; Insecta; Diptera; Muscidae
Gene: BBS4
Product: Bardet-Biedl syndrome 4 protein homolog
Exons: 11
Coding region: 284-1996 (570 amino acids)
Biological process (GO): cilium assembly; protein localization to cilium
Cellular component (GO): ciliary basal body
Molecular function (GO): protein binding
Source: RefSeq, a predicted model, not a curated record